GGAUAUGCAGGUCUUUGAGCCUACAGUAGCUUCAGGCACCUUCGCUUCGAAGGUGAAUUCAAAGCAAAGUGAAGCCUGCAGAUCUCCAUGGCUCUUACACCGAAGCUGAGCAGAGUCUUAGCUGCUCACUUGCAGGCGCCAUGCAUGCGCAGUAUUUCUGGCAGUGAGGUGGCUCUGAUCUAAUCCUGUAACAUUGUCUACGAAGAGGACAGCGCGGAGAAUCCUCUUCUCAAUCUAUGGCUGCGUCGGAGAAUCAGAGGCUCCCUAAAUCCACACCGAUGGACAAUGUGCCGCGUCUUUCAUCACUCACUCUGGAAGAGUUGUCAGUCCUUGGAACAGAUGAGGGAAACGAGAUUAAGGUGGACUUUGACAUGCCUGAAAGGUCAAGCUGGCUGCAAGAGAUCCUCAAAGAGCUCAAAUCAAAAGACGAAGGAAGCAGGAUGAUGGCCUUGUGGAGGUUCAAAGAAACGUAUGGGGACCUGCUGUUCAAUGAAUCAAGACUGCGGCAAGGAGGUGAACGUUCCGCUGGCGUCAACGUUUCCAUUCUCAUGCUGACGCGUGGCAUGGCACAGGAGAUAGGAAGAGGGCUAACAGAUGCGGCCCUGACCGGGCGCUGGUACUUCAUCCCGAAGGAUGCCCUUGACGUGCAGGCUGCUGGGAAGACGGUUGAUAUCUACAGCAGAGUCACCAUAUACUGCAGCGUUCUGGAGAUGCUGGUGGUCGACGGCCGAACUUUCAAGCACUUUCUGUCUGAGGUGCCCAACCUCUUCCCGGUUCUGGCGAACAUAUUCAUGCGAGCUUACUCUCUGGCUGAGAUGUACGUGCAGCCGCGAGACUGGUCUGAUCCAGGGAUUCAAAGCAGGAAAGGCAUUGUCAGAGCGAUCAGCACGCUCUUCAUCUGGGCCAAGCCACGCCACAUUCAAGAGGUCGCCAGCUUGCACGACUUUCUUCUCUGUCUCAUGCAGCAGUGCAAGGAGAAUCUUGAGGACAUCGAGUUCGUUCAUUUCGCUUGCCUGGUGAUAAGUACGGUACUGGACAACAGCCGCGACUUGAGUUCGGGCGCUCUUCUUGCUGCUCUUAUGGACCUCAUCUCCAGUCUUCUCUCUCGGGGUACAAUGCCCCGGACUCUUCAGCGCGCUUGUUGCUGCCUCAUAUCCCUAUUCAACAAGGAAACAGAAGGCGACUUCGAAGUGUGCCAGCACCUAGCGGGGCAGCUUCGAAGUUCCUUCCGCCAGUCGUUCCUGGCUCUAGCAGUAUGCAAGGAGAUUGACUCCUCGAUGCAAGAGUUUGCACAGCACAUGACCGCCAUUUUGUGUGACCUGGUUCUAGAUGAUACGAAGGAGUCAGAGAACCAGGUGGCCGUGGCAAUUGCACAGAUGGCCUGCAAAGAUGUAGGCGCACAGGGCAGAUUGCAGGAGCUGAUUGAGAUGUCCAGAAGGCCCGCGGAAGGAAGGGAACUGUUGCUUGGACCGAUGAGACCUCUGCCCUGGGGCAAGGGGAACGAAAGACUGAAUUUGUCAGAAGGCGGAAUCGACUGGACGAUCCGUGACAGGCCCUACAGAAAGUGCGCCCGUCCUGAAUGCGAGAGAGUGGAGUCUUCCAUCAAUGAAUUCCUUGUCUGUGGUGGCUGCAGGCUGGCUUGCUAUUGUGGUCGAGCUGAGCACUUUCUCCUUGGCUUUCUCUCCAACGCCGGGCCAAAAAGAGUCUGCGUGCCCUCUGCAUCGAGGCGCUCUUCGACCAUGGUGUCAGUGUGGCAAGGACUCCAAUUGCAUAAAACUUGAGCCAGUCAUGGGCUGGUGAUAAAGUGUCGUCCAUCAAGAAGUCUGCCAGCAACUUAAAGAAGCUUGGAAAUGUCUUAAGCAGGAACUUGACUGUACGCACGUCCACCGAUACUGCAUAGAGCAGGCUCAAGUAGUCGAAGACUACACUGCCUACUUUCUUUGAGAACGCCCUGCGAUCUUGUAGAAUUUGAAUGAGACCUGAAGACAGCGCUCUGGUGAAGUCAGGAUGCUCAAGAAGCGUUGCGGCC
This is a messenger RNA of Klebsormidium nitens, 2029 nucleotides long. The record is from the annotation of a GenBank genome assembly. Lineage: Eukaryota; Viridiplantae; Streptophyta; Klebsormidiophyceae; Klebsormidiales; Klebsormidiaceae.